Messenger RNA from Cydia splendana, 1107 nucleotides. Its product is annotated as general odorant-binding protein 66-like. The transcript is spliced from 6 exons. The record is from RefSeq and is a predicted model, not a curated record. Lineage: Eukaryota; Metazoa; Arthropoda; Insecta; Lepidoptera; Tortricidae. Bases 487 to 1074 code for a protein of 195 amino acids.
CACGGUAUACAGUAAUGGCGCUCAUGCCACAAUUUCCGUGAGGAUUUUUUGAGCUCUAGUUAUUCCAGUCUACUUCUAUAUAUAGUUAUUUCAGUUCGCAGUAUACAGUUUUGCUCCAGUUUCAAUCAAAAUUAAAGUUUGCUAGUAUAAAAAUUGUGUAGAACGCACGCCGAUUCGGUUGUGGAGAAUCCCCCUUAAAUUCAAAAUAAUGCGAAUGGUUUAUAAUGACUUCGUUCAUCGUUCUGCACUAUAUUCUUAUUUUAGUCAUUGAGCCCCUUAUUCAUGAACGCGCUACAAACCUCAAUUAGCUAAUAAUCGUUUGUCUUUAUCUGUUAUAUUGACGUAUGUAUUUGUAAGAAAGGGAUGAAACAUAAUUUAACUAAAUCAGUCCCGUAAAGUUUUAUGAAUAAGGGGUAAAACUAUAGUAACCAAUACUAUUUAAUUAGUGUUCAUUGUUAGUUAAAUAAACAUAAACUUUAAUUAACAAUGGAAAGUACAAUGCAAUUAAUAUUUUUAGUAGUGUUAUUAAAAGUCAUUUCUGCUCAAAUUAAUGAACAAGAAAUAGCAGGACUAUGGGCCUCUAUACCAAAAUUGUCAACGCCACAAUGCCAACAAAUACCAACGGACGCGCCCUCUCAAUGCUGCAUAAUUCCAGACCUUUUCGAUAAGAAAACCAAUGCAGGAUGCAUAAGGCCAGAUGAUAAACCAGCGCAAGAGCCCGCCGUUCGUGGAUCACCUGAGUGUGCAGAAAAAAACUGCAUACUCCGGAACAACGAUUUGCUCCUCGACAACGAUGAGAUUGACAAGGAUUCCUUCAAGCAGCACCUGAACGAGUGGGUGGCGAAGAGAAAGGAGUUUAUGCCUGCAGUUAAUGCUGCUAAAGAUGUCUGUCUUGGUAACAAGCCUUUGUUUGGACCCAACGAGAUGUGUGACGCGGACAGACUACUUUGGUGCAUCACUUCUAAUUUAUAUAACAAAUGUCCGUACUGGCUGGACACCGACAGCUGCGCUACAACGCGAGCUUUUAUGGAAAACUGCCUGCCUUAUUAUUUCGAUAAAGACAUACCUAAGUAACUGACUGUAUGAAAUAUAUGUAUACAACAAGAA